UUCUUUUAUUACUUGUUAUAUAUUUUAUUUUAAAUAGCAGUUUUAUCCAUGUGCUUAAAAUUCAGGUGAGGGGGUUGAGAUCGAAGGCGCCAAAAUCCGUAUGGGGAGCAGAGCAGGGGUUUGGGUUGGGGUGUGCCCGGACUUGGUCUUGCUUAAGAAUUGUUGCAAAGUUUCAAGCUUUCAUGGCGGUAACAACAUCAGCUUAAGCUUUCCUUCAAGAUUUGGUUCAGAUACCAAAUGCCCCACCAGUCUUAAAUGCUUCCCAGUCGCUUCUGCUUCUUCACUCAGUGGCUCCGGUGCCCAAUACACUGGUUCUGAGCAAUUGCUGGAUGUGCAAACAAAGCAGAAAAGGAAGGGGAUAGCUGGCAUUGAUCAAGAUGAACUGGUGGAUCCUAAAUUUUUAGCUGACCCGGAUAGUUGUUUUUGUGAGUUCAGAGGAGUGGAGAUACACCACAAGGUGUAUGAUGCACAAUCACAGGCACAUGAGGCUGAGGCCCUCUCUAGCCAGACUAAGAACGUUGGUCUUCCUAUGAUUUUAUUACAUGGUUUUGGUGCCUCAGUUUUCUCGUGGAAUCGAGUUAUGAAACCGUUAGCAGAGGUCAUUGGUUCCAAAGUUGUUGCCUUUGAUAGACCAGCCUUUGGGUUGACAUCAAGGGUAAACCUUUUUGGGCAUUCAUCAUCUGGAAAUGGGGAACCAAGACCUAUAAAUCCAUAUUCCAUGGCAUUUGCAGUGCUUGCUACCUUAUACUUCAUUGAUUUUCUAGCAGCCGAGAAGGCAAUUCUAGUGGGGCAUUCAGCUGGUUGUCUUGUAGCAGUUGAUGCAUAUUUUGAAGCUCCAGAACGUGUUGCUGCUAUGAUCCUUGUUGCCCCAGCAAUUUUUGCCCCACUUACUAUUAAAAAGGGUGUCAAGGGAUCUCAAUCAGGAGAAGAUAACCAGACUAAAGAAGAUAGCCCAAAUUCAAUAAAUCUAGGGAAUCCUUUUAUCCAGCUUUUCAGGAUGUUGUCCAAGUUUGCCAAAUUUAUUUCACAGGCAAUAAUGCGAGUGGUGAAGGGGAUGGUAGGCAUGUUUAGCUCUUUGUAUAAGAAAUUCUUGUCAGCUGUUCUACGCUCUGCCUUUGCUGUAAUGCUAGUAAGGAUGGUUAUUGAUAAAUUUGGUGUUACUGCUGUUAGGAAUGCAUGGUAUGACGCGAAUCAAGUCACUGAACAUGUUAUACAAGGUUAUACUAAGCCAUUGAGGGUUAAGGGUUGGGACAAGGCACUUGUGGAGUACACAGCAGCAAUGCUUACAGACACAUCAUCUGAAUCAAAGCCACCACUGGCAAAAAGACUUCAUGAAAUCUCAUGUCCUGUCUUGAUUGUUACGGGUGAUAAUGACCGAAUUGUCCCCUCGUGGAAUGCUGAGAGACUUUCACGAGCCAUACCUGGAUCUUGCCUUGAAGUUAUAAAGCAUUGUGGGCACUUGCCACACGAAGAGAAAGUUGAUGAGUUUGUUUCAAUAGUGAAGAAAUUUCUGUAAAGAGCUUUGGAAGAUUCUGAGGAGCAACAUCUACAAGUUGUAGUGUGAAGUUUGUCUCCUAUAUCCCAUGCUACUAUGUCACGGGGAAAAUUGGCUGGCUCGAUCAAGCAAACUAACAUAAGAAUGUUGUCAGUCUAUAUCUGAAGAAUUUGGGACGUCGGAAAAUAGUCCGGCCAGGAAAUGGGAAAUACCCAUAAAUCGAAGUAUAUAAUACAGCAGGUGUAAUACCCUCCAUGUUAAUAUUUCUGCUUCACUCAGUCACUUGGACAUUCAGUAGUUGUAAUACUAGUGAUU
This is a messenger RNA of Prunus avium (sweet cherry), 1810 nucleotides long. RefSeq names its product alpha/beta-Hydrolases superfamily protein. NCBI's taxonomy places the organism in Eukaryota, Viridiplantae, Streptophyta, Magnoliopsida, Rosales, Rosaceae. The record is from RefSeq and is a predicted model, not a curated record. Gene Ontology annotation, cellular component: chloroplast envelope.